AUGGCAUCGAUCGGAGGAGGAGACCGGCUGACUAAUCUGCCGGAGGAGAUUUUACUCCAAAUCCUCUCUGUGUUACCGAACAGUAGACAAGUUGUUCAAAUGAGCGUAUUAUCAUCGCAAUGGCGAUUUCUUUGGAAAUCCAUCCCGGCAUCACUCUAUUUCAACUCAGAAGAUUAUCUUAACCCUGACGACGAAGAAUAUACUAUGGCUUACGCAGCCUGUGUUAAUAGAGAGCUUCAUUAUUGGAGGUCUUGCGAGAAAAUAAAAUCAUUUAGGGUUUUCCCUCAGAGUUACGAGGAGCUUAUUAAACAUGAUGUUGAUUUGUGGGUGAACUUUGCUGUUAAUGUAGGAUAUUGCCGUUUGAGACCUUCUGGUAAUGUGAAAUGGAGCAAUUUGGUUUCUCUUUCGAUUGGGGAUGCGGUUAUGACAGAGGGUGUAAUGGAAAAAGUAUUAUCAGGAUGUCCUAAUUUGGAGUGCUUGGAAUUAGAUAAAGUUGUUGGUGUUCGUCGUCUGGAUAUCACCUCUGUGAAGCUGAGAAAAUUGAUCGUAACGAUUUAUGAAACAGAAUCUGAUGAUGACGAUGAAGACCAUUGCCUCAAAAUUCAUGCCCCACAUAUUCUACAUUUAGAACUUUUGGGAUUGUGUUACGAUAAGAUACACUUUCAGCUGAGAAAUGUGGUUUCACUUGUCACUGCAGUCCUUUCUUUAAAUGUUCAUUUCGCCGACCUUGAAGAGAAUUUGGAGAAGGAGUGUAGAUAUUUACAGGAACUUCUUCACCACGUUGCCAAUGUCAAGAAUCUUGAAUUGGGUCCCUGGUGUAUCGAGUGUCUGUCCAUACUGGAGUUCAAAGGGUGGCCUGUUCCACCAUCAAGCUGGAAGUUCUUAAAAAUUAACGCAGCCUUAGAACCUAAUGACUAUCCUGGAAUUUGCAGCUUUCUGUCGAGUUCAUCAUGUCUUGAGACAUUGGUCAUUGACUGGUGCCAUCCUAAACCAAGAAAAUUGCUGUCAAUGUACACCAAUGAGGAUGAACGACGGAGGAUAUUUGAAAUACAUAGUUUUAACUGGUCAAUGCCACAUCUAAAGAUGUUCAAGUUCAUUAACUUUUGUGGAAAAUCAAGUGAAAAUAAGUUUGUAGAUCUAUUGAUCAAAUGUUUGCGCGAGAAUGCGAUAGCACUAAAGAAGUAUGGCAUUGCUUUAAAAUUCAAAGGGAGAGAUGUGUUUUGGAGUUAUGUCGUCAGGAGUUCCUAAGCUUCAGUUGUGUUUCCUUGUUGAUAACCUUACGCCAUUCUCUUUUGUUACAUAACUACCUCUUACUUUUGGUUUAUAGUUGAUAGGCGAGGUUUGGAUUCAGUAUCCAAAAGAAAAUAGUUGUUUGUUUGUAGAUUUUUCAUUUGUAAGCACAAUGUAUUUUUUGUUAAAUCAUGUAAGAAAGCUUGAUCCAAGGUUGAAUGUCAUUUUGAAGAAAUUGUUUUUCUUUGAUAAUCAUGUAAGUCCCA
Molecule: messenger RNA, 1496 nt
Organism: Solanum lycopersicum (tomato)
Lineage: Eukaryota; Viridiplantae; Streptophyta; Magnoliopsida; Solanales; Solanaceae
Product: putative F-box/LRR-repeat protein At3g28410
Source: RefSeq, a predicted model, not a curated record